AAUAAAGAUUUUUGUUCCUUGCUGUUCAACAUCGCAUCUUCAUCUUCCUCCACACUCACAAGGCACCAUGAAAAAACUUUCCUUCUCUCUUUCAUCAUCAAAUAACUCAUCCAAACCCUCAAAAUCCACUUCAUAUUCUUCACAGAAUCAACACGAUCAAUCCGCAAAAAAGGAAUUCGUCACAGAGUUCGAUCCAUCCAAAACCCUAGCCGAUUCCACUUCCAAAACCCCAUUAAUAAUCCCCCCAAUUCCCAACGAGUGGAAACCUCAAAACAAAACCGAAAAUACCGAUCCGCCCUUCAAAUCCGACGACCCAAAUCUCGAAUUCGAAGUAGAACCAAACUCUACCGUCGAACCAUUCGACCCCAACAUCAUCAAAGGCCUCAAUCUCCGUUGCAAGAAAGGUUCUGGUUCUGAAUCAUCGUCUUUGAUUGAUCAAUUGAUGUUAAAGAAUUUGAAAAGGGAUCUGGAGAGGUUGCCGGAAGAUAGAGGUUUGGAAGAGUUUGAUGAUGUGUCGAUUGAAGAAUUUGCUCCUGCUUUGUUGAAAGGGUAUGGAUGGUAUGAAGGAAGAGGAAUUGGGAAGAAUGCAAAAGAGGAUGUGAAGGUGGUUCAGUAUACAAAAUGGAAUGCAAAAGAGGGGUUAGGGUUUAUCGAAAGGGUAUGGAUGAAAUAGAGUUGGGAUUUCUAGAGAUCGAUCUACUUUCUCCUGGUCCGUGCUGCGUUUGCUGGUGUUUACACGUCGAGAACUUGGGACUGCCAGCGUGCAAUACUAAAGUUAAUACACACACCAAGUGUUCGACGAAAUGUCAGACUGAUAUUUUCAGAGUUCAGUUCGAGCUGGAGUCCUGGGAUCAAUCAAGUUUCCUGUUCCGAAAUUCAGCUCAAAAAUGCAGGAAAAAAUAUUAUCUGCUAUUCAUAUAACUUCUUUUUGUUAACCAUUGGCAUCUGGUCAUUUUAUACGCACCGACUAAUACCUGGGUCAAUCACGAAUAACAUGAAGUUAUUGCAGGUGAACCUCCAUGGUCAAAUAGGUUUCUCAUACGAAACAAAUAGGCCGAAAAUGGACUCACAUUGCGCUUAGUUCUUAGGUGUUUCCAUGCUAUUUUGAU
Molecule: messenger RNA, 1109 nt
Organism: Cynara cardunculus var. scolymus (artichoke)
Lineage: Eukaryota; Viridiplantae; Streptophyta; Magnoliopsida; Asterales; Asteraceae
Product: protein MOS2-like
Exons: 2
Coding region: 68-673 (201 amino acids)
Biological process (GO): mRNA splicing, via spliceosome
Cellular component (GO): spliceosomal complex
Molecular function (GO): nucleic acid binding
Source: RefSeq, a predicted model, not a curated record